UUUCUGCAUUUGAGACAUAGGACACAAAAUUGUUCAGUUGAGGAUCAUUUCUCGUGCCGAACACAUUUACUACUCAUUGCUGUGAAAUCAGACUAAAACCUCUUGUUGCUGGCGAAAAAGUGCAUUUAUCAAAAAAUUUAGUGCUAAAUUUGUUUCAUUUAAACGAAAAAAUAUCGUCCAUCGUCUUAUUUAGAGGAAAAAAUAGUGCGUAUUAAGUAAAGAUAUUCGAAAAUAAUGGGACGAAAAUCGAAAGCAAAGGCUAACAGAAAUAAUCAACAAGAUAAUAUAAUAGUGCAAAAGACAAAUCAAACCGCAACGAAUUCAGUUCCCCAAAGUGCUUCUGAAGAAGUGAUACCUAAUACAACAAGUGCACUCGAAUCAAGCAAAAAUCUUCCAGAGCAGUUAACACCUUUAAAAUUUGAAAUAGAAGAAAAAGCUACUGAAAAUGUCCAAGAAGCUGAAAGCCCCUCUAGUUCGUUCACCACAAGCAAAAAGAAGAGAAAUAGAAACAAAAAUAAAAAGAAGAAUCAACAUACUCAAGAGGCUGAGGCAAAACUAACUGUAAGUGAAGUAAUUGCUCAAAAAGACCCUCAAGAUGGUAUGUCAAUUUCUGAACAGACCCAAAAUAAGGACGAAAAACCCGAAGAAACAUUAAAUGUUUCAUCAGAUCAAAGUAAGAGCAAUAAAGCGGAGAAUGCAGAAAGAACAAAUCAAGAGGCGUCUGUUGACGAAAAUAGAAUGAAUGAGGUGGUGAAAGAUUUUGUUGAAAAUACCGAUGAAAUUCGUGACAGGAUUGUAGAAAAAAAUCGUGAGAUACACAAAAAUCUUACAGAACUUUCACCACAAAUUGAAGUAUCCGAAGGAUUAGAUGACAAAUCUUCUAAAGAGGUGGAUAAAAAAAUUGUUGAAGACAAAAUUGCGAACAACAAAAAACCUGAAACUAGAGGUAAAGCUGAAAAGGGACAAGAAGAAGGAAGUCAAUCCCAAAAGACAAAUCAAAAGGAAAAUCAGAAGAAGGCAGGAAAAAAUAACAAUAAAAAUACAAAAAAGGAUUUCACGACGCUUAAAUUAUUGGAAACCAAAGAUAACAAUAAUUCUGAACCACCACAAAUGGAAAAUAUUCCAAAAACUGACAAUAACAAAGAAUUAAAAGAAGCCACGAACACUACUGCGCAAAUGGACGUUCCUGUUCCAGAUCCAAUCACUGUCCAAAUUUCCCAACCUCUUGUAAUUACUCCUGAGCUUUGCAAAAACAAACUUGAAGAACUUAGUACCGAAUCAACUCUUGCUCAGCUAAUUGAGCUAGUUUCAAAUACAGAUAUACCUCUUCAAGAUAUCUGUCCCGUUGAUGGUAAGGAGAAGAUGGCUGAAUUUCAAAAACCAAUAGCUGAGACUGGUGCAGCUUUGAAAGAACUUGUUAACGUAGUUGCAAGUAUUGAAGUAAUGCCAAAAAACGUACAACCAAUAGCCGAAGACAAAAGUGAUAAGGUUCUUAAGAACAAAAAGGGAAAACCACAAAAAAUAAACCAUAACAAAUCGUCAGAUCUACAAAAACCAGUACAAGAUGCCAAAAAGUUAGAUUCAAAAAAUAAAGAUGUAAAACUUCCAGGACAAAAUAAAGACAACAAACAUACUAAAGAUGCUAAAUUGGAAGAAGACAUACAAGAAAAAAGCAUUGUUGAUGAAAAAGUAGAACUUAUGCAAUGCCAGAAGAUGGAUAAUGUAGAGAUUAUUUCACAAAUUGAAGAUCAUAAACCAGUAAUGCAAGAAGACAUCCCUUUAAUUUCCGAAGAAAAUGCAAAAAAUGAAAAUAAAACUGAUCUGAAAGAACUUUCAAAUGUAGAAGAAUCGGAAGUUAAGCAGAAAACUAGUCCUAAAAUAACCAAUGAUGACUUGCCUCCUAUUACUUCAAAUGACUCAGUGGAACUCGUAAAAGAAAAGAUCACUGAAGCACCUGAAGCCCUCGAAACAAAAUUAGAAAAAUCCAAAGGCAACGAAAUUGAAAUAAAUAAAUUGCCACAUGAAGUUACGAAAACGGAAGCAUUUCAUAAAGAAGAUGCUAAAAAAAAUAGUGACGAGAUUACGGAGAUCGUUUCAGAUCCAGAUUCAAUAAGAAAAUCUCUAAAUACAACUCCUACCACAUCCAAGAGGAACAAAGAAGAUUUGAAUAUAAAGGAAGCCAAUGAAAAGAAUGAGGCUAAAGCUAAGGAAUCUCCAGAAAAAAAUCCCCAAGAAAAAAUGGAUGCUAUAACUUUUGUUCCGGACAAGCUCAUUGAUAUUUUGGACACUAAGAUGCAAACACCAUCCUCAAAAACAGGUGCUAUAAAGAAAAUUCCAAAGCAAAAGGAUGUCCAAGGAAAAGAAAGUUGCGAAAUGGCUGCACAGACACAAAUCACUGUUUUGCCAACAUUUGAGGACAAGAUAAAAAUUCCUGAAGAAUUAAAGGUGUCUCAAGAACCAAAGAAAACGAUUAAACAUGAUCAACAGAAACAGGAAAAAAGUAAUAUAAAUACAAAUCAAAAGACUUCAACAAAAUCUACUACAUCGAACCUUCCUAAAAAACCUGAAAUUCCUCCGAAACCUGAACAUCUGGAUAAGAAAUCUCCUAAUCGACAAGAUAAUGUGAAAAAAACUGUACAAGGAGUAACAAAGAAACCACAAAUUUUAUCAGAUGAUGAAGAUGUGUUCAUCGAGUACAAAUUCACACCGAGACAAGUUUUCCUCGCCACAAUUUGUCAAGUUUGCAAAAUUGCUCUACAGAAUCCAAAUACAUGCCCUAGUUGCCUAAUGGUGUCCUAUUGUAGUGAGGCCCAUUCAAAAGAAGAUGCUGCAAUUCAUCAACAACUAUGUCAAGCUAUUCAAGAAAUUGCCAGGAAACGUGGUGGUCAUGUCUACAACAAUGCAAAAAUUUUAUCUAACGAUGACUUCAGAAAUCUGCGUGUUCACACACUUAAUCUCUGCGAAUCCCUAACACAGCGCACCCUUCUACCUUUCGAGAAAGAAAUUCUUCUUUUUCCUCGCAUCUGCUGCACACCCACAUGUCGAGAGUGGCGUCCCUCCCUUUUGACAGAGUGUAAAAAAUGUGGUCAAAUCUCAUAUUGCAAAGAUCAACCAAACCACUGUCCAGAAGACCAUCAGCGAUGGUGUCCUUUCUUCCUACUCUACCAAAAACUUAUUAUUCGGCAAAAAAAUACAGGUCGCAUAGAACCUACCCUUCCUUCGCGAAUCUUCUUGCAGCGCUAUGAGCUUCCAUCUGCAAUGGAAGAAGUUUUCAGAGAGCUCUACAAAAAUAAUACUGCUGUUAAAGAUGACUGUACAUAUGCUACUCUCACUCAAUUGGCCACAGCACCACUAACAGCAUUUUAUGCACUUCAAAAAACCGUAAUCAAUGUCCAGGAAUCCCUAACUAUUCAUUUAAUUGGAGCUGAACUUCAAUUCGAGGGUGAUACUUUAGAUAAAUGGGAAGCCUUCUUUUUACAUCUCAUACCUCAAGUUCUAGAACUGAGGGUAGUAUUUAUUGGACCAGAACUCAAUGCGGAAAACUUGCCACUGGACAUCUUAAGCAGAAUCAGAAUGUGUCGAACAUGCCGACAAUCCUGCCGUGGAGUGAAAUUCGACUUUCAAUGUGGAAAGCUGUAUCACGAUUACACAAAGCAGCCUGUAUUCACAAAACCAGACUUGAGUAAAUUAAUUAGAUUGUUCGCAACUUAUAACAUAUUACUAAUUUGCGUUUUUUUAGUUUGUUUCUUCAAUCCAGGACUCUAUAGAACUACAGGAUUUAGUGGCCAAGAUACAUGGCCAGACACCAUAAAAGCUGCGACAUCCAUGAAUUGUCCAAUUCUCGUGACAUCCUACACAGAGUUUGAAUCUCCCCAGGAUCUUGCCCAACUUCACCGUAACUCAACACGUCCUUUGAACUUAAUUCAAGCACCAGCAGUAAAUCCAUUCUCUUCGCAGAGACCAGAAAGGAACUUUAUUUCUGAUGAAGUAUCACCUAUGAUCUUCAAGAAUUACUUUGCGUUCAUCGUGAGUUAAAAGAGAAACUGAUAAAACCAGUAAAACCAUACGGUGUUCCUUUUUUUAUUUGCUGUUAAACUAUUUGAGUGAUUUUUCAAGCAAUUGAUAUUCUAUAAUUUGUUUAUUAUGAUUAUUAUUCGCACGGUUUAUCUUUUCAAUUUUUUCUAAUCAAUUAUUUGCAAUAAACUGAUAUUGAAUUUCCAUA
Molecule: messenger RNA, 4222 nt
Organism: Phlebotomus papatasi
Lineage: Eukaryota; Metazoa; Arthropoda; Insecta; Diptera; Psychodidae
Product: titin homolog
Exons: 4
Coding region: 235-4035 (1266 amino acids)
Cellular component (GO): extrinsic component of mitochondrial inner membrane
Source: RefSeq, a predicted model, not a curated record